Molecule: messenger RNA, 968 nt
Organism: Lolium rigidum
Lineage: Eukaryota; Viridiplantae; Streptophyta; Magnoliopsida; Poales; Poaceae
Product: replication protein A 32 kDa subunit B-like
Exons: 10
Coding region: 66-932 (288 amino acids)
Biological process (GO): double-strand break repair via homologous recombination; nucleotide-excision repair; DNA replication
Cellular component (GO): site of double-strand break; DNA replication factor A complex; nucleus
Molecular function (GO): DNA binding
Source: RefSeq, a predicted model, not a curated record
CCUCACCUCCCCCCUCCCCUCCUCCUUCCUCGGCAAGACUAGGGUUUUACCCACCGGACCCCGCGAUGUACGGCGGAGGCGGCCAGUACGACGGCGGCGGCGGGCAGUACGACGGCAACGGCGGCGCCGCGAGCGCCAACAACCUCUUCGGCGGCGGCGGGUUCAUGCCCUCGCAGACCACCAACACCCCGGAGGGCGGCGGCGGCGGCGGCGGCUUCAACAAGGGUCGCGGCUCGCAGACGCUGAUGCCGCUCACCGUCAAGCAGCUCAUGGACGCGUCACAGACCAACGACGACAAGUCCAGCUUCGCCGUCAAUGGCUGGGAGGUGUCCACGGUUAGGCUUGUAGGACGCAUGUUGAAUAAGAACGAGCGGGUCACAGAUGUUACGUUUGUUCUUGAUGAUGGUACAGGCAGGAUAGAAGUGAAUCGCUGGGAAAAUGAGACGUCUGACACUGAAGAAAUGAAGUUAGUCAAUGAUGGCGACUAUGUUAUUGUCAAUGGUGGUCUGAAAGGUUUUCAAGGGAAGCGUCACGUGGUUGCUUAUUCUGUGCGGCUUGUAACCAACUACAAUGAUAUAACCCAUCACUUUCUGUACUGCAUUUAUGUGCAUCUGGAUCUUGCCAAGGCUAAGAGGUUGGCGUCUCAGCCCCAAGCAAAUGCUAGUACAUCAACAUGGAACCAAGCUCCACUUCUUAAUAAUCAGUCUGCAUCUGGAAAUACUGCUGGAAAAGAGUUAACUGAUUUGGUCAUGAGUGUGUUUCAUGACCCAGUACUUGGAAACAUGGAGCAUGGAGUAAGUGUCGAUGAGGUUGCUAGCCGUCUUAAACUAUCAGAUGCAGUGGCCAGGUCGACUGUUCAACAUCUUGCUGAUAUUGGCAACCUGUAUCCAACUAUCGAUGACAACCACUUCAAGUCUGCACUGAAUGGUUGAAUAUAUUAGGAUUCCUGUUGAGCUAUUAAGAUAAUA